GGUACUCACAUAACCCGGAAGUGCUUCUGUCCGCCAAACAACACUUUCCGGCCGGUCAACCUUCCUCCGUCCUCCUGCUCUGCUGCGUCCUCUCCUUGUGUUUAAAUGGCAUUAUUUUCGCUAAGGUGCUUCACACAAACCAGUCGGUGGUUUCGUUUCUCCCGCGUUCCUGCCUUGAAAUUCCACAAGUCUUCCAUGAUGGGUGCGACGGUGGAGCAGUUUGAGGAGGCCAAGAACAAAAUGUCCACGUUGAAGAACGAUCCUGGGAAUGAGGUCAAACUAAAGAUCUAUGCUCUAUUCAAGCAGGCUACACACGGUCCAUGUGACAGCCCUAAACCCGGAAUGCUGGACUUUGUCAACAAAGUCAAAUGGGACACAUGGAAAUCUCUGGGCACCAUAACACAGGAAGAGGCCCGGCAGCAGUACUGCAACCUGAUUGGCUCCCUGCUGGCAAAAGAAGGCGGUAGCCCCGCCCAGGAAGUGUCGGCUCAGCCGGCCGCCAGCAGCAACACGUACACGACCUUACUGGUCAGCACGCAGGACAACAUCACCACCAUCCAGCUCAACAGACCCGCCAAGAAAAACGCCAUCACCACUGAGAUGUAUGAGGAGAUCAUUGAUGCUCUGCAGCAAGCAGCUGAAGACACGUCUGUUGUCCUCACUGUCUUCACUGGUGCUGGUGACUUCUACUGCAGUGGAAACGACCUGAGUAACUUCACCAAGAUCCCAGAAGGAGGUGUGGAGCAGAUGGCCAAAGCAGGCGGGGAGCUGCUCAGGAGGUACGUGAAGGCUUACAUUGACUUCCCCAAGCCGCUGGUGGCUGUGGUCAACGGUCCAGCUGUGGGAAUCUCCGUCACCAUUUUGGGGAUGUUUGACCUGGUCUACGCCGCAGAGUGUGCGACCUUCCACACUCCCUUUAGCCAACUUGGUCAGAGUCCAGAAGGCUGCUCAUCAUACACGUACCCUCGCAUCAUGGGGGCCAGCAAGGCGUGCGAGAUGCUGCUGUUCAACAAGAAGCUAACGGCGGUGCAAGCGUGUGAGCUGGGUCUGGUCACAGAGGUGUUUCCUGACAGCAGCUUCCAGUCAGAAGUGUGGAGGCGACUGAGGAGCUAUGCUAAGCUGCCUCCAAACUCUCUGGCGCUGUCCAAACAGCUGAUUCGCUCGGUGGACAAGGACCGCCUCCACGCCGUGAACGACGCCGAGGUGGAGCGUCUGAUGGAGCGCUGGAUGUCGGACGAGUGCUUCAACGCCGUCAUGAGUUUCUUUCAGGCCAAAGCCAAGCUGUGAUCACAUGACUUGGACAUUGUGUCCUUUUCACUAACAUGAAGGAUCAAGUGCCUCUCCUCACGCAUCAAUGAACUCUUUUUGUCUAAUUGAUUGAGACUUUUAUUAGUAGGUUGCACAGUGAAGUACAUCAUACUUGCCAACCCUCCCGAAUUUUCCGGGAGACUCCCGAAAUUCAGCGCCUCUCCCGAAAACCUCCCGGGACAAAUAUUCUCCCGAAAAUCUCCCGAUUUUCAGCCGGAGCUGGAAGCCACGCCCCCUCCAGUUCCAUGCGGACCUGAGUGAGGACAGCCUUUUUUCCCGACGGGAGGACAACAGGGUGACAAGAACUAAAUCACCCAGACUACAGAUCAAUUGUAUUAUUAUGUUUAUCUUACCUAAAAAUAAAUAUAUUUAUUAAUUAAAAAAAACAAAAAACAAAAUAAAUUUUUAUUAUAUUUUGCUAAAAACAUCCAAAUUAAUUGUAUUUUUAUUUGUAUUUUUUCUGACUCCUUAUUACAUCCAGCCAUAUAAUUAUACAUUAAAAUAAACAUAUUUGAAAUAAUUAAUUUUAAAUUAUCAUAAUAAUUAAUUUAAAAUGAGCAUAUUUAAUUAUUAUAAUUGCUUGUUUAUCAACAACUUUAGCAUUUUAUUCAUUACAUUUUGAAGCUCUCAGAAGCCAAGUUAUGUUAUAUUCCUUAAGAUUUAUUUAUGCAAGUUUGAAGUAUCAAUUAUCUAAACACAGUUUUGUUUGCAUAUUUUCAGGAUGAAGAUAUAUAUAUGUAUAUAUAAAUAUACACAGUAUAUAGCUGUCAAUAUACUCCUCCCCUCUUAACCACGCCCCCACCCCCCCACCUCCCGGAAUCAGAGGUCUCAAGGUUGGCAAGUAUGAAGUACAUAUUCCGUAAUAAAUGUCUUCUAGUGAGAAACAACAAACUACUUGUUGCUUUUGUUGAAUAAAAAAUUCACCAUC
Molecule: messenger RNA, 2236 nt
Organism: Nerophis lumbriciformis (worm pipefish)
Lineage: Eukaryota; Metazoa; Chordata; Actinopteri; Syngnathiformes; Syngnathidae
Gene: eci2
Product: enoyl-CoA delta isomerase 2
Cellular component (GO): mitochondrion; peroxisome
Molecular function (GO): fatty-acyl-CoA binding; delta(3)-delta(2)-enoyl-CoA isomerase activity
Source: RefSeq, a predicted model, not a curated record